This is a messenger RNA of Centruroides sculpturatus (bark scorpion), 670 nucleotides long. RefSeq lists its product as uncharacterized. Lineage: Eukaryota; Metazoa; Arthropoda; Arachnida; Scorpiones; Buthidae. The transcript has 5 exons. The coding region runs from base 1 to 582 and encodes 193 amino acids. The record is from RefSeq and is a predicted model, not a curated record.
AUGGACAAAAAAUGGCCUCCAGUGUUUGAUUCAUGGGGUAAACUACCAGUAGGACAUUUCGGUGGAACUUUAACAGAUUUUGGAUCUUAUUAUCAAUGCAAACAUCUUGUUGAUGAUGUAAAGAAGACUUUUAACACAGACUGGAAGAACUUUUCUCCCCGUUAUUGCAUUCUCGAUUAUCGUUUACCUCCCCCUUCAGUCGCAAAGGAUAUUUCAUCUUACGACACAGUUCCCGAUUUUCUUAAUAUUACUGACAAAGAUUCUGUACAGAAUAGUUUAGUCGGUUACGCUCACGUUUAUCUUCAACACGCUAUUAGAGUUGGAAUAUGUGUUCCCUCUUCCUGUAGUUCUGAAGAUAUUCAAAUAGUUUUAAAAAAAUUUUUGAAUAACAUUGGAAUUGAAGGAAUCGUAAAAGCUAGCCAUUGUGACAGCGAUGCUCCAGUUACUGUGAAUACAGAACAGAAAGUUGUAAUCAUUUUUAUCUCGAGUUUAAUUUUGCUUGUGAUGAUUGGAACAAUUAUGGAUUUGCUACAAAGACAUGCAAGUAAUUAUGAUGUUGAGAAACAGAAUUCUGGUAAAUAAAUUAUUUUUUAAUGUGUAAAGAAUGUUCACUUUAUAUUUAUCAAAACACAAAAGAGAUCUUUCUAGCACCACACGAGUAUUAAGCAUG